AGAGGUUUCUAUACAAUGUACAGUACCCUGUCCCAAACAUCUGAUCCAUGUACUUUUCUAUUACAGGAAAGAGAUAUCAAAGAACAUAUUGAGACAUUGAAUUAUGUGACUGAAGGAUUCAACUACAUCAAGCUCAGUUUGCCAGUUUGCCCAGUGUCUGUUGAAAAGGCCGGUUAUGUAGAGGAUGUAGAGUGCGGCAAUACCCUGUUUGUACAGGAAGAGAUCAGACCAGUCCCUCUGCUGAUUCCUACAGACAUAAGAUGUGAUGGCUUGCGUUGUCCAAUUCCUCCUAUAGAGGGUCAGCUCACUAACCCACAUCUAGAGCUGAGUAGCGCCAUCAUUGAGGAGUUCCAACUAAUUGUGCCUUAUAUUGAGACCCUCAUCAGAGAUACUGAGAAUGGCACUAGUGUCAAAGGAAUCCUUUUGGGCGUCUUGUUGCCAGAAGUCUUUGCCUUUCUACUGGAAUUCUGUUAUGGACACUGGUUUAAGGACAGAGAUGAGGCCCCUGCUGAAAAAGAGAGGGAAGGGCCCCAAGAUCCUGAUCAAACCCAUGAUAACAUGGAGGAAGAAGCAGAACUUAGUAGGAGUGGAAGCAAAAAGAAGGAGGAGCCUAGAAGCGCUAAGAAGAAAAAGCAGCGCCAAUCAGAGGCUCAGGAACACCAAGGCUCACAGAGACCAAAUAACAAUGCAACAAUAAAAGGAGAAGAGGAGAAGGAAUUAAAGCAGCUUUUACAACAGUUCAUCUGCCAAUGCUUGGAAGGAGAUUUCUAAGGAGAAGUCAUAGAGAGGUGUGGGUUGGAGGGAGGAGAAAAACUUCUCCAGAUUGUGUAUGUGUCUCCUAGAGUGCUGGACCUGUAAAAUGUUUAAUAAAAUAUUAAAAAACAAAUUUAGAUCUGAAUUG
Molecule: messenger RNA, 901 nt
Organism: Xenopus laevis (African clawed frog)
Lineage: Eukaryota; Metazoa; Chordata; Amphibia; Anura; Pipidae
Exons: 4
Coding region: 16-771 (251 amino acids)
Source: RefSeq, a predicted model, not a curated record